Cynoglossus semilaevis (tongue sole) is the source of this 1387-nucleotide messenger RNA. RefSeq names its product VPS29 retromer complex component (gene vps29). The record is from RefSeq and is a predicted model, not a curated record. NCBI's taxonomy places the organism in Eukaryota, Metazoa, Chordata, Actinopteri, Pleuronectiformes, Cynoglossidae. Gene Ontology annotation, biological process: retrograde transport, endosome to Golgi. Bases 495 to 1055 code for a protein of 186 amino acids. Gene Ontology annotation, cellular component: retromer complex. The transcript is spliced from 5 exons.
AGUGACCCACAUUUGGUCCUAGUGUAAUUUUUUAACAUUUUUAACAUUAUUUUGUUUUUAUGUGCUCUCUACACAACUUUCCUUACAAGUUUGUCUAACACAUGGCUGACCCCACAAAAUCAGAGUAUUAUAGGAGCAGAAGACUCUGGGCAUUUUGGAUACCAGGGGCUGACCAGACAAAGUUGUCUUGUCUAUGGUUUGGGUAUCAGAUGUGGACUAGAUCAUUUUACCUGGUCAAAAUCAGGGGGGAGGAGGCGAUAAAACAAGGGUGCGACAAAACAAGCUCAUUAGUGACACAUUGUGGAUAAAAAUAUGUAUAGGACACGUUUGUCUUAACUAGGGCAUAAAGAAAUAAUGUGUUUUUUAUUUUUUAAGAAAAACAGGAAGUAUUUUAAUUUAGCUUGACGCACCCCUGCCCUCAUUGGCUGACGUCAUGACGUCAUUGCACGGCGCUUCCUCAACUUGAGUCGAAGGAAGAAACUGCAAAAUAGAAGAUGGCUGGUCACCGGUUGGUCCUGGUAUUAGGUGACCUGCACAUCCCUCACCGGUGCAACACUCUACCGGCCAAGUUCAAGAAGCUGCUGGUGCCUGGGAAGAUCCAGCACAUUCUGUGCACAGGAAACCUCUGCACCAAGGAGAGCUACGACUACCUGAAGACCCUUGCAGGAGACGUCCACAUCGUCCGAGGAGACUUCGAUGAGAACCUGAACUACCCAGAGCAGAAGGUGGUGACCGUGGGUCAGUUCAAGAUCGGUCUGAUCCAUGGACACCAGGUGAUACCGUGGGGGGACAUGGCCAGUCUAGCACUGCUGCAGAGACAGCUGGACGUGGACAUCCUCAUCUCUGGACACACACACAAGUUUGAGGCUUUUGAGAACGAGAACAAGUUCUACAUCAACCCAGGUUCUGCGACAGGAGCCUACACUGCACUGGAGAGCAACAUCAUUCCCUCGUUUGUACUAAUGGACAUCCAGGCGUCGACAGUGGUGACGUACGUUUAUCAGCUGAUCGGAGACGACGUGAAGGUGGAGAGAAUCGAGUACAAGAAAUCCUAAAAUCAGGAAGUGCAGGAGGAGGAGGAGGAGUGAGAGGAGGAGGUUGAGGGUUUCAGAGUCUGAGUUCAUUCUUUCAUUUCCGCCUCAGCUCGGCCCUCAUCAAAAUGUCACGCAUUACCUGAACUCCAAACACACUCUGUGUGUGUGUGUAUACAAUUGUUAAUCUAACAUUUGACUGUUGUCUUGUCACAUUUAUGUUUGUGUCUAAAGAAAUAUUUGGUGCCAUUCUGUUUGUUUAAUGUUUUAUUUCCACCAUGUUCUGUCUGCAUACCCAACACCACCAUUAGUUUCCUCUAGUCCAUCAACACAAUAAAGAACUUAUUUCACACUAA